This is a messenger RNA of Guillardia theta CCMP2712, 351 nucleotides long. RefSeq lists its product as hypothetical. Gene Ontology annotation, cellular component: interphase microtubule organizing center; spindle; centrosome. The record is from RefSeq and is a predicted model, not a curated record. The coding region runs from base 18 to 254 and encodes 78 amino acids. The transcript is spliced from 4 exons. Lineage: Eukaryota; Cryptophyceae; Pyrenomonadales; Geminigeraceae. Gene Ontology annotation, biological process: mitotic spindle assembly; microtubule nucleation by interphase microtubule organizing center; gamma-tubulin complex localization.
CGAAACGACCACACUUAAUGUCUCGCGCCGCAGCAGAUGCAGCGGAAACAUCCGAAGUUCUGUUCGAGAUGUCGAACUUGUUGAAUACCGGCCUCGACAAACCCACGUUGAACAUCCUGAUCGAACUCUGUGAGAAUGGUGUUAACCCUGAAGCGCUGGCCCACGUUGUGAGGGAGCUUCGAAGAGAAUCUGCUGCCCUGAAGGAGGCCGAGAGGGAAGCUCAAUCUGUGUCAAGCAUGGGAUUGAAACUAUGAGCCCCGCUGGGGGGUUCCAUACUGCUGUAACAAGUUUGCAAGUCUAAGACAGUUGUUGGUUGUGUUGCUUUUUACUUGAAAAUGUACUUUCCUGCGG